CAUAAUACCUAAUUAGUUCCUCUCUGUUUUCUCUCUCUACCAUGAUCGACUUUAUUCCCCUCCCCACCCCUCUCUCUAUCUCUGUCUCUGUCUCUCUCUCUCUCUCUCUCUCUCUCUCUAGCGUUGAGUUCUGUGGAUUACGGCGUCUUCUAUGGCUUCUCAGAUCUGCCAGCCCUGCCGGAAUUUCAUCUGAAGCGUCGCCACUCUUCUGUAACAGGGGAGAGUGUAGAGUUGAAUGAGUAUAUUUUACUUGACAUGUGAUUCUAUCUACUCUAGAUGAGACCUUAAAGCCAAAUUACUUGAAUGCUUACAAAUAAACAAGACAUGACAAAAUUGAUAUUGGUGAAUGAAGCUUAAGGAUUACUCAGGAAGGUGCAUUGGGGUUGCCAGAGAUCCCUGGUCAUUGUUCUUGUCCGCUCUCAUCAUAGGGUUCUAUCCUAGAAACGUCAUUAGAUAUAUUCCACGAUCGAAAUUCAUCCAUAAUCAGAACCAGUGAUUGUGCCAUAUAUAUUUUAGUCAAAUGGACAGGUCAGAUACGUCUGGUUUCGUGAGUGGUGGGGGUAGUUUUAAAGAAUUUCUUCUCCCUAUUCUAUUAAAUUUAAACUAUACAUUUUCCUAGAAGCAUGUGGUUAACCUUCUUCUGCUAGUUCAAUCUCCUCAUCUUCGGCUCUUAGCACACAGGUGCCCACAGAAUGGACCUUAAUGAAAACAGUGUAUUGUUUUUAUGCAAUGGUGAUCUUUCAAAAAAUAACUACGGUGACACUGCCACUGCUUUAUGCUUGGAUGGCUUUGGUUAUGGAGGAAGAAUGAGUAGCUGCAUUGGGAAUGCUAGGCCUAAGCUAGGAGACAGGCCCAUUCUUUCUUGUGCUCCUGAUGAUGGUUGCAGGUUGGUACUUGGUCUGGGUCCGACACCAACAACAUAUUCUGAUGGGUAUUAUCCUUGUCGGGUUAACAAAAAGAAUGGAUUGGCAGCUACAUUGCAUCAGGGCAUGCCAUUAGAGGCCGAUUCAUUACUAAAACUAGGCCUUUCUGGAGGGAUGGACGAAGUUUCGGGUGUGUUCGAUCACACUGUUUCUAACCACAACAAUCUGAGUUCACCUCAUUGUCCUGUGUCUGGAGAUGGUAAUAGAGUUUUGAUUCCUGUUGUCGAUGAGGGAUCCACCUCAGCCAAGAAAUCAGGUGGCUAUAUGCCAUUUAUUUUGAAACCAUCAGCAGAUAGUGGCCAGACUAUGUUCCAUAUGCAAGAACUAGAACCUGGGACCAGAUCCAAUUGCAAUCCUUCUCAGUUGAGCUCUGACUUUUCAGCUCUUUCAGAUUACUCAAUCAGCACUGUCUCUGAGCCUGCAGCUGCUAGAACAUCAUCAGACCGCAAAGCCACCAAUCCUAAGAAAUGCAAGUUUGAAGGGUGUUUAAAAGGGGCACGAGGUGCUACUGGCCUCUGUAUUAGCCAUGGGGGUGGCCAAAGAUGCCACAAACUUGGCUGUAACAAAGGUGCUGAGAGCCGGACGGCCUUCUGCAAGGCUCAUGGAGGCGGGAAGAGGUGCCAGCAUCUGGGAUGUACUAAAAGUGCCGAGGGAAAGACAGAAUACUGCAUAGCACAUGGCGGUGGGAGAAGGUGCAACCAUCCCGGAGGGUGCACCAAGGCUGCACGGGGUAAGUCGGGGCUUUGCAUCAGGCAUGGCGGGGGAAAGAGAUGUAAGGUGGAAGGGUGUACCCGCAGUGCUGAGGGGCAGAUUGGCUUGUGCAUCUCUCAUGGAGGGGGACGUCGUUGCCAGUUCCCCGACUGUGGCAAAGGUGCACAAGGAAGUACCGUGUAUUGCAAAGCACACGGUGGUGGGAAACGCUGCAUAUUUGCAGGGUGCACAAAAGGUGCUGAAGGGAGCACGCCAUUGUGCAAAGGGCACGGUGGAGGGAAACGCUGCCUAUUUGAUGGCGGUGGGAUCUGCCCAAAGAGUGUGCAUGGAGGAACAAAUUUCUGCGUCGCUCAUGGUGGUGGAAAGAGGUGCGCCAUUCCUGGUUGCACAAAGAGUGCAAGGGGCCGAACUGAUUGCUGCGUCAAGCAUGGUGGAGGGAAGCGAUGCACGUUUGAAAACUGUGGGAAGAGCGCGCAAGGGAGUACAGACUUCUGCAAGGCUCACGGUGGAGGGAAGAGGUGCAACUGGGGAGAGGGGAGAUGCGAGAAAUUUGCGAGGGGGAAGAGUGGACUUUGUGCUGCUCACACCAGCAUGGUUCAGGAGCGGGAGACAAACAAGCUGCGAGGAAUGAUUGGACCGGGGCUCUUCCACGGGCUUGUGCCCGGAGCAUCACCUGCCGGGAGCAGCUUCGAGAACAACUAUUCUUCCUCCGUAGUAAGUGCCACCUCAGACUCUACAAACUCCCUGGAGAGGCCUGCAAAGAAGCAGUAUCUCAUACCCCCGCAGGUACUGGUUCCCUUGUCAAUGAAGGCCUCUUCAUCAUCAGCUGCUUAUUCAAGACCAUUGACUUCUUCUUCGGAGAAACAAGGGGAAGGAGAAGGAGGCAGCCCCUGCCUCGGCGGCGGCGGCGUAAGAAAGAGUCUUGACUUUGUGAUUCCAGAAGGAAGGGUGCAUGGUGGGGGGCUCAUGUCAUUGCUGGGAGGGGACCUGAGGAAUGCCCUUGAUGGGGGGAUCUGAUCUCAUCUCAAGGGAACCUCUUCUCUUCUCUUCUCUUCUGUUGGGUACAUUGCGUGUGUUCACAGCAAGUCUUUCUAUGUUGCUAUCUAUUAAAAUCAUUCUUCCAGAUGGAACUGUGUAUAAAAGGGUCUGUAAUGUGGCGUCUAUUCAAUAACUCCAUCCCCAAGGAAGAAGCUUUCUUUGCUUCAUGGGAUUCUUAUAAUAUGGUUAAUGUACUCUGUUGUAUUGUUA
Messenger RNA from Diospyros lotus (date-plum), 2882 nucleotides. RefSeq lists its product as uncharacterized. Lineage: Eukaryota; Viridiplantae; Streptophyta; Magnoliopsida; Ericales; Ebenaceae. The transcript is spliced from 4 exons. The record is from RefSeq and is a predicted model, not a curated record. The coding region runs from base 693 to 2651 and encodes 652 amino acids.